AUGGUGUUAGGUCAAUAUUUUCUUUCAUUCGUUAUUCUCAUUUUGGGUGCAACAACUGCAGCACCAAUUUCCCUAACAUACUCGUAUUCAAGUACAAAAUCUUCAAGUAGCUAUUUCAAUGCAUACUCAGCAUUUGAUCUGCUGUUUAACUCAACCUGGAGUAUAUUUUGGAAUUACCAGGAGGGCUCUUGGUCUGACAGUGGUUGUUCCUACACUUCCCCUGUCUUGUGGGACCUGGCCGUCGCUGGCGGUGCUGCACUUUUCACAAAUAAUCCAUACUAUGUGGGAUAUAUUACGACUCAAUUGUCUAAAUAUAAAAAUUCAGCAACUGGUGGAUAUUCAUCAACAACAGCCGCUAAUACUGAUAUCUACACGGAUGAUAAUGCUCAGACUGUGUGGGUUUUUCUUGACGCUUAUAAGCUAUCCGGCAAUGAUGACUACCUCAAUGCUGCCAUAGGUAUCAUGGAAUUUAUUCAGGGUCAAUGGUACUCUGAAGGUGGGAUCAGAUGGAGUUACAACGGUGAAUAUUUAGCUUCAAUUUCUCAGACUGAAGGUGCAUUAGCUGCAGUCAGGCUUUAUGAAGCAACUGGUGACGAACAAUGGUUGAGUUUCAGUAAACAAGUGAUCAACUGGGCUAUAGACAAUUUGCAAGAUCCUUCGGAUCACUUAUUUUAUGAUGGUUUACAAAUCAAUACUGGUAGCAUCAAUAAGGGAAAAUUGUCAUACACCGUGGGAACUGCAAUCUCGACAUUCUCUUAUCUAUACAAUAUUGAAAAGGAUGAAAAUUGGCUAGAACAAGCUGAACUUUUAAUUCAAGCAUCUGCUAGCGGUUCCGGAGCACUUUAUGGUUCAAAUGGUUAUUGGAACAACCAAUUAAAAUACUCAUAUUUAUUAUUCCAGGGACUUGCAGAUUUCUAUAACUUGGUCGGAAUCAAUUCAGCGAAGGGGUGGCAAUUACUGCAAAAUAUAUCGCUGGAGAUCAACAGACAAGCUCAGUAUGUGUUCGACUAUUAUCAAGAUGGAACCACUGGGAACUAUUAUGACGAUAUAAGCCUGGCACCUCCAAGUGUUUCUUCAAAGUAUAAAGAGGCUUUCACCACUUCAUCGUCUUCUUCUUCUUCUAGUUCCUCUCCUGGAACUUGUAAUGGGAAUUAUGUUCCUUCUUUAUUGACCAAUUCUGCAGCUGCCAGAAUUUUCUAUGAAGCAUGGAGGGUGUGA
Molecule: messenger RNA, 1218 nt
Organism: Dujonia railenensis
Lineage: Eukaryota; Fungi; Ascomycota; Pichiomycetes; Serinales; Debaryomycetaceae
Source: the annotation of a GenBank genome assembly